This is a messenger RNA of Fundulus heteroclitus (mummichog), 2491 nucleotides long. RefSeq names its product interleukin-15 receptor subunit alpha. NCBI's taxonomy places the organism in Eukaryota, Metazoa, Chordata, Actinopteri, Cyprinodontiformes, Fundulidae. Gene Ontology annotation, biological process: interleukin-15-mediated signaling pathway. Bases 188 to 871 code for a protein of 227 amino acids. The transcript is spliced from 8 exons. Gene Ontology annotation, molecular function: interleukin-15 receptor activity. The record is from RefSeq and is a predicted model, not a curated record. Gene Ontology annotation, cellular component: plasma membrane.
AUUGGAUGUCUGUGCGCUCACGGACAUAAUUUUAUUGGCGGUGCGUGGCUUAAAGUCAGCGAGUGAAAGCGAAAGCGCGAGAGUGACAGCGGGCCACCGCGGUGGCAGCAGAUUGCCCUCUGAUGAUGGUCUUUACCGUCCUGGAUUUCCACGGGGAACAUGUUGUAGACGAUCCCAGUGCUGGCAGAUGGAUCCAGAUCGGUUCUCCACUUCUCUCUGCGUCAUGAUGGUGUGUUUUCUCGGGACGACGCCUCUCCCCAGCACCGGUGACUGUGAAUGUCCAAAAAUUCCCCAAAGGAAUUUUACUUUACCAGAGAAUAGCUGUUUCCAGAUUGAUAGCAGAUAUCGCUACCAGUGUAUUCCAGGUUACGUGAGAAAGGCCGGAACUUCGAGUCUCAUCAAGUGUGUAAAGGAGCAAGUCAACAGUACUCCAAACUGGACCGCAUCUCAACUGGAGUGUAUACCUUAUCCAAGAUUUACAUCCCAGCCACCGAACAGCCCAGGUUUCCCAACAGAGGCACCAAACUGGCCAGAAACUUCCACCAGCCAUCAGAGUGUAAUAACCUCUACUUCUGAAGCUACAAAAUCAGCUGAUAAGGACCAAAGCCCUCUGGGAACUGGAAACACAACCAUAUUGCAGCCCUGUACAGUUCAAAGCUCCACACACUCACCAAGUAACCCCAACAACCUCACCAGCUCAGUUUCAGACACUUUCAAAGAAGCAGACCCUAAAAUUGUUGGCGUCAGUUUAUCUGUGGUGAUCCUGUUGUUUGCCCUUGGUGGAAUGCUCUUCUUUCUAUAUCGAAGGAGAGAAAGGCCGAUUCCCACACGACAAAGUGGGGAAAUGGAACCAAUGAAUAAUCCUGCGUAAACUGUGACCUUUCUCAGAGUUUUUCAAAGGAACUUAAUAGAGGAAGGAAAAACGGGCAGCUUGUAUUUAGGAAUGUAACUACUGUGACAUCACCCUUGUGUUUGUGAAAUGCUUUUUCAAAGCCUUGUUUGGAAAUUUGACAUAUUUAAACAAGAGGAAGGACAAUUUCUCUGUAAUAUAUGCUAAAUUUAUUUUGGGUUAUAGAUUUUAUGCUGGAUUUUGUUGGAUGUGAAAUUUGUAAAAGGGGUAUCAGGCUUUUGAAAAGAAACUGAAUUAAACAAGUCAAACCCGUAAUUACUGGUUAGGAAUGUGUUAUCAUUCUUAUGGGACAAGUGUUAAAUUUGUUUUUUUUACUGUGACAAAUAGGAUAUUUAAUGUUCUAUUUAUUUUCACAAACCAUUAUAGCUGUCUCCUUGUGAUAUUUGUUGUUUUAGAAAUGCGUAAAAAAACGACUUUGAUGUUUUAUCUAAAUUCUUAAAUGUAAACUUUUAUUUCAAUUUGACUUUCUUAUUAAUGUGCAUCAAACACAUAUGUGUGCAUGGAUAAAGAUGAAAGACAAAAACUGACCAAGAAAUGUAAAGAUCAAUGGCCCCUUAAAUUGUCUUCAGUGUAAAUUGGUGAUUUUGUUAAACUAAAUUCACAUUUUGACUUUGAAUGGGCAUUUUUCCAUAUUAAGUUAUCAAGGUGUGGACAUCUGUGUGCACGAUUUCGGAAAUGGAAUUUUUUUUCUUAGUGCUGCACUCUUAGGGUGGAACGGUGGCUAUUGCAGUUGAAUUUCCCUUUUGGUUCAAAGGGUACUUGCUUUCAUCACCAUAACCCUGCUUGCAUGUAUAAAAGCAUCUCAAUCAGACACAUGCCCUGUUGCCUUUUGUUACGAACCAGACUUAGGAGUUGGAAUUGUGAGCAUUGGGGGCCAUUGAUCGAUAAUGUUUUGUGUUUUUUACUGCUUUGAAAAUUAGCCCAUGUUAGCAAUAAUGCUGCUAACAUCACAUUAUUGCCAACAUCACUAACAUCAGCAGCUCAAACUGAUUAGGCUCAUACCCGCUGGGCUUCCGCAACCUCCAGUGACAAGGUUUAGGACUGCUGCUCCGAGCUCCGCUUAACCUCCACUUUUUAUCCUAACAACUCUGUAGGAGCCACCCACUUAGUUGGCAUUUUUAAAAAUUUUAUUAGGGGCGCAAUUAUGCCUUUACAUAGGGCUGAGUUGCACUUUAACUAAACAUUUGCAGUUUUGACAUCUAUAUUUUGCUAUAAGAACUAUUGGACAUUGGGAUAACUAUAUUGCCAGCAUAUGGUGAUUUUAUUCAUUUUGGUUUUCAUACUGUUUCAUGAUGUCUGUCGCUUUGCCUGUAUUUUUAUUUUCAGCCAUCAAAUCCCUAAAAAGAUCUAACAGUCAUAGGUGUAUUUUAACAGGCAUGCAUGUCUCUAUAGCAUAUGUUUUACAGAUUGCCUCAAAGCUACUUUGUUGUAUCAAAGUGAGGCACACUUUUUUUCCUGACCUUGUAUAUAUUGUUAGCUAGCCAUAGCUAGAUCUAAAUGUUUAUAAAAUGUCAUGAAGUUGGCAAUUUUUCCCUGUUUGCAUGUGAAUAAACUAGAAUGUCUGUUGUUUAUAUAAUCAAA